Messenger RNA from Aspergillus japonicus CBS 114.51, 909 nucleotides. RefSeq lists its product as uncharacterized. The record is from RefSeq and is a predicted model, not a curated record. NCBI's taxonomy places the organism in Eukaryota, Fungi, Ascomycota, Eurotiomycetes, Eurotiales, Aspergillaceae. The transcript has a single exon. Bases 1 to 909 code for a protein of 302 amino acids.
AUGUUGAAUAUGAAACAGGAACCAUUCUCUCCAGGCCCGAUCUUAGCUCAGAGUCAGGCAAGAGAAGUCAAGGUAGAAAGGACCGGCAACAUCAGCGGGCUCCGAUACAUCACAUGUCGCUGUGAGGACAACGAGCCACGGACGGGCAUUGUCGGUGGCAUCCUCCAUCUGGAGGGCAGAUGGUUCGGAUUGACGGUGCUCACACCCUUCCUCGAGGACAACCCUCACAAUGGCGACGGCGGCCAGCUCUUCUGGUAUAGCGCCCCCUACGAGUCGGAAUUCAAGUCGACCGAGAUCUACGAUGCGCGCGAGCCUCACGCCCUCUGGGGGCGCAUCCCUCCGAAUCCCGAGACCCUGCAGCCCCUCGAGCAAUAUUUCUCCCGGUCUGAGAACUGGGCCCUCGUUGAGCUCGUUAACCACGAGUUCGCAGAGACCUGCGUGCCCGGUCCGGAAGCGAGCUGGGUGCUGCUCCCCAGCAUCACGGACGAAAAGCCCGUGCCGCGUUGGCAGCUGAUGAUUCCGGACCGGGUGCUUCCCCCAAGUGAUGAGCCGUUGAUGUAUGUGAAGCGCUUGGAGCGGUCGAAAGAAACUGUGCGUAUGUGCUACCACUAUGCCUUCAAGUUGGGCGGUUUCCUCGCGGAGUCCGGAGCGUGGGUAAUCGAGGAGCCGCAUCUCAGCGUCGUCGGCAUCGUUCACGAUUCGAAUCGUUUCACAAUUCAAGCCAACCCGGCGUGGUGGACAUUUGUUGAGCUCAAGCAGCGCUUUCCGGACCUCAAACCACCCUUGAUCUGCUGUGGGUUCCCGAAAGACAGUGAAUUCCUCGGCAGCGGGUACGGUACGACAUCGACGACGUUCCCAAAAAAGAAGAAGAUGGCACCUCAGUUUGACCGAUCUAUGGAUCCAUUCUAA